Molecule: messenger RNA, 1979 nt
Organism: Halichondria panicea
Lineage: Eukaryota; Metazoa; Porifera; Demospongiae; Suberitida; Halichondriidae
Exons: 3
Coding region: 119-1768 (549 amino acids)
Source: RefSeq, a predicted model, not a curated record
CCCUAAUAGAGGAUAUAAAACUAGCCACUCAGUAAAAGUGCAUGCAAUUUGGUAAAAGCUUUUUGUUUUUUGAUAACCAGCUAGCGCAGUCUCUAUAUUGUUAAACACGCUACAAGACAUGGACCCACGACUAUCUCCUCCAGGUGGCCCUGUAUCAGGUGGAGAAAUGAUCAUUUUUGAAGGACAUUUGGAGAAAAUAUCUGACAUUUUAUCGAAAUGGGAGAGAAGAUACUUUGUGCUAUCAAGGACUAACCUAUUUGACCCUUCCUCCAUUGAGCUCGCUUACUACAAGGACUCAGAAAAAAAGACGAAACAAAAGAAGACAAUUGAUUUGCAGUUGGUAGUCAACGUUAGCCCCGUGCAGAAGUCUGGAAACAAAGAGAAUGUGUUUGCACUCGACAUGAAAGGGAAACAUGUUCUUCUGAAAGCCUCCAACAUCCUGGUACAGAACGUGUGGCUGGCCAAACUGCUGGAGUGUUGCUCUAAAGAUCACCUGACCUAUCAUGUGACUAUUCCGGCCCAGCCAAUGUGCAGCUAUUUCGAAGGUCUCGUAAAACUAUCAACUCCAGCACAAGUUAAAAUCGUCUCUCCAGUCAACGGUGCAAAACUAGUCAGUAUCGAUUUCAACACUAUUCGACGAUUUGGCUGCGAGGUCCUAGUCGACUAUGAUAUAGUCUGGUUUGAAACCUGCGGCUGCAAAGGCGGUGCCAUUGAACAGUUCUUCUGGUUUGCCGUGCCCUCUGGUAUAGAAGCUGCUCAUGUCAUUGUCCACGAUAUUAAGAAGAGUGUGGAGCUCACAGUGCGUUCGUUCCUUAUACAAGAAGAGGGGAACAAGGAUCCUUGUCAGACCAUCUAUAUAUCCCGACCACACUACGGCUGCAACGAGUAUCCAGCCUCGAUGAGACAGAGAAUAAUGCAGAGUAGCCUCAUGUCCCUAGCUACUUCACCAAGAUGUGAGACGGCCUCUCUUAUAAACAGAAUCGAUCGUACUAGACGUUCUAGCGGUGCUAUCGGUUUCAGCGAAGCACCGACUCCAGGUGGAGAUUCGCGGAGGACAUCUGUUGAAUGCGUCCAUAGGCAAACAUUAGGUCCUGCAAAUGUCCAGGGAGUAGGGAAUGUGUCCCCCCGGAUAACCCCUCGUAAUUCACCCUCCCCCUCGCACCCCGGCCGAACCACUCCCCUCAGUCAACUCAAAUAUGGCGCAGAUCUGAACAAAUCUGCCAGUCAAAGAGACUUUGAUUCUGGUGUGAAUAUGGAAGGUGGUGGUUUCGAUCAAUCUCGUCACUCUGCUCCCAGCACUUACAACGUAAUGGAUGCGCCAUCUCAAGAAAAAAAAUUGACUCUCGGCAAUAUGGGAAAACGAAUGAGCCUGGACGAAGUGAAAUCUCGGCCUCAAUUUCUGAAACAGCGAAAAGUUGGUACUGCCGGAGGUGGACGUAAAUUAUCUGAUUUCAGUACACCACCGAAUACCACAGGAUUACGGAAAUUAUCUCAAAGCCGUGACUCUGCUAACGGUAGUGUAGGAGACCUCCUUGAAGAUCACAAAGGAUAUAAUCAUCUCUUGGAGUCUGAUGAGGACAGAUACAAUCAUUUGGCACCACCACGAGACACAAGUGUAUACGAUUCAAAGAGCUUACCAGGUCGCUCCAAGAAGAAUGGCGGACAACGCUCGAGUCCAUACGACCACUUGAGUGAUUCGUACAGCGGCAUGUCUCUCAAGGACUCUAUGGGUAGAGACAAGAAACCAAACCCUGCGUAUGUCAUGUGAUCUAUACUUGAAUUGUGUGUUACUUUUUGUGUUCAAUAAUUAAGCCGGGAAAAUUAUUUCGUUGCAUCCAUUUAAUUUGUCAUAGUUUCACCGUUACUGCACUGCACUGCACUGCACUGCUGUGUGUGAUCAUCCCCAUAUGCAUGACUUUAUCUCACCAUGUAAUUACCUAUCAAUAUUUUUGUGCCAUUGAUCUUAAAAUUCAUUAUCA